Oldenlandia corymbosa var. corymbosa is the source of this 888-nucleotide messenger RNA. NCBI's taxonomy places the organism in Eukaryota, Viridiplantae, Streptophyta, Magnoliopsida, Gentianales, Rubiaceae. The record is from the annotation of a GenBank genome assembly.
CAUUUUUGUACGCAACCCCAGCCAAGCAAUUUACAUUCGAUGUAAUCACCCACGAAUUAUACAAAACUUCCCACAUUUCACCAAUUAUUUCCUCUCUCAAAACUCCUGAACCAUAAAAUUGUUAUUUCACUGUCUCUAUCGUUACUCAGUUUUUAAGGAGAAAAAAGAAAACUUUAUCUGUCCCAAUCAAUUCUGCAAACAACAAAAUUAACAACAUGGGCUUUGUUAUACGUAGCCAUUUAGCUGUGUUGCUUGCCGUACUGGCCAUGGCGGUGGUGAUGGCAGAAUCGUCUUCGUUCGGCAGCAUUAAAGCGUCCGGCUUCGACUUGCCUUUCUCCAAGUGCAACGGCCGGGUCGGGGACUGCAUCGAUGAAUCGGAAGAGAUGAUGCUGGAUUCAGAAUCAAACCGACGUUUGUUGGCUCAAUCUCGACGCAUUAGUUACGGUGCUCUCAACAAGAACAACGUUCCUUGCAACCAACGCGGUUCGUCCUAUUAUAACUGUGGUUCGCAUCAAGCCGUCAAUCCCUAUUCCAGGGGAUGCACUAGGAUUUCCAGAUGCACAAGAAACACCAAAUGAGAUGAAGAUAAAAUUAUUUGGUUUCGAGGAGCAUUCAAAAAGGAACAAUAAUUUAUGAGGUAUAUAUGGAUACAUAUAUAUAUAUAUAUAUAUGCAUGUCUUUUUACCAGUAAGUAAUUGUUACGUUUUUGCAAUUUUGGGUUUCUAAUGAUUGUAAAGUGGGGUAGCUAGGGGGACGCAGAGUACGGUCACAUCUGUUCAAUUUUUUGUUAUUAGUAGAGGUAUCUUAAAUUUUAAUAUAAUACUAUAUAUUGUAUAAUUUUUCGCACUCUUACAUUGAUUUUCUAGCCAUUAAUAGUUUUUUUUCCCC